AUGCCGCAGCGCCUUCGCUCGGUCUGCUCAGUCCCCGGCGACUCGGACGACGACCCGCUGCGCCCGCCGUUCACCACCUCUCGCGCCGAGGCCCAGUUCGCCAAGCAGUACGCCAACCUGUACUGGCUGCGCCUCGUCGUGCAGCGCAAGCGCGUCCUCGAGCGCGCACGGAAACGCUGGGUCGAGGGCUCGGGGCUCGAAGGCGCCAAGUCGCCACCGCAGCAUGUCAAGCGCCUGCUCGAGGUCGAGAACGGCAAGCUGUGCUACGUCGUCGGGACCGUCUACGUCGACAUGCCGCUCAAGCCCAACGUCCUCGAGGACCUCGCGCGCGACCACCACAUCACGGCCCCGUCUACGCGCCGCAAGUUCCACUCGGCUUCAGACGAGGUCAUGCUCGAGGACGAGAGCGGUCGGGUGCGUCUCGUCGGCAAGAAGAUCGACGAUGCCGAGGGGACCUUCGUGACCGGCACGAUCAUGGCGGCCCUCGGUGCCGAGACGUCGUCGGGCGACUUUGACGUGUGGGACUACUGCUUCGCGGGCAUGCCCCACCAGGAGCCGCUCGCGCCGCCGACGCCCGAGGGCGAGUGGGUCGCCAUCGCGAGCGGCCUCGAAAUGGGAGGCGCCAACGCCGUCGCCGAUGUGCGGGCCGAGCUUAUGGCCGAGUGGCUCCUCGGCGAGGCAGGAGGCGACGAGGACGCGGACGAGGCGACCCGCGUGACGAGGCUCAUCCUCGCCGGCAACUCGCUCGCGCAGCCGGACCUUAGCGCCCUCGACGACGAGCCCAAGAAGAAGCGCUACGGCUACGACUCGACGCUCUACACGGCUAAGCCGACCGACACGCUCGACGCCUUUCUCGCCCAGCUCGCGCCGUCACUCGCCGUCGACCUCAUGUCGGGCGAGACGGACCCUGCCGAGCCGACGAUGCCGCAACAGCCCCUGCAUGCCGCCAUGCUGCCUCAAGCGGCCGCGUUCGAGGGCUUUGCCGGGCGCACCAACCCGUUCUGGUGCGACAUUGGCGGCGCGAGCUUCUUCGGCACGUCGGGCCAGACGAUCGACGACAUCUUCAAGUACCUCGAGAGCGAGGACCGGCUCGGCGUCGUCGAGCAGACGCUCGAGUGGUCCCACGUCGCGCCGACCUGCCCCGACACACUCUGGUGUUACCCUUUCACCGACCGCGACCCGUUCAUCCUGCACCAGGCGCCGCACGUCUACUUCAUCGGCAACCAGCCUGCGUUCUCGACACGGUUGGUGCAGGGCACCGACGGCAAGAGGGUGCGCAUUGUGCUCGUACCACGGUUCAAGGAGACGGGUGAAGUGGUGCUGGUCAACACGGCGACGCUCGAGGUCAGGGUUCGGUCUUUCGAGGCGCUUGAGGCAUAG
Molecule: messenger RNA, 1380 nt
Organism: Rhodotorula graminis WP1
Lineage: Eukaryota; Fungi; Basidiomycota; Microbotryomycetes; Sporidiobolales; Sporidiobolaceae
Exons: 8
Coding region: 1-1380 (459 amino acids)
Biological process (GO): DNA replication; DNA strand elongation involved in DNA replication
Cellular component (GO): delta DNA polymerase complex
Molecular function (GO): DNA binding
Source: RefSeq, a predicted model, not a curated record